AUGGCACCCCGUAAGCUGACAUCGUUGAAGGCUUUGGUCGUGAAGCUGGGUGAAAUUCAAGCUGACCUGGACGAUAUUUGGAAGUUCGUUCAACGUUACGAUGAGGCCACCACCGCGACUGAUGUCAACAUUCGCUUAGAGAGGAUUGGCGAACUUUGGGAGAAGUACGGCGAGACGUUGGUGGAAAUCAAAUGCCACGACGACUACGACGAGGAUGAUGAGACCUUCAACAAGGAUCGUCUUAUCUACAGCGAUCGAUACUACCGCUCGAAGUCAUCCCUCACGGAUAAAGCGAAGGAGCUACAGGGUCUACCGGAGCAGGAUCAGUCAACGCGUGCUAACGACUCGAUGGUGCAUGGUGUCCUCGACCAUGUGCGACUGCCGCAGAUCAAGCUGCAGUCAUUCAACGGCGAUAUCGACGAGUGGAUUAGUUUCCGUGACUUAUUCACUUCCUUGAUCCACUGGCGGACUGAUCUACCGGAGGUGGAAAAAUUUCAUUAUUUGAAGGGGUGUCUUCAAGGGGAACCAAAGGCUCUAAUCGAUCCAUUAAAGAUAACGCAGGCUAAUUAUAAGAUCGCGUGGGAUGCGCUUACUAAGCGCUAUAACAAUAGUAAGCAGCUUAAGAAAAGGCAGGUUCAGUCGCUCUUUACUCUUCCAUCGCUUUCUAAGGAGUCGGUUUCGGAGUUGCACGUUCUAGUUGAGGGGUUCGAAAGAAUUGUGCACACUCUAGACCAGGUUGUUGAACCAGCGGAGUAUAAGGAUCUCCUGCUAGUCAAUCUUCUCACCAAUCUUUUGGAUCCGGUGACCCGCCGAGGUUGGGAGGAGUUUUCAUCCACGAAGGAGCAGGAUACUUUGGAGGAUCUGACGGAGUUUCUGCAGCGAAGGAUACGUGUUCUCGAGUCGCUUCCAACGAAGGCGGCUGAGUCUAGGGGUGGUCAACCGUGGCAGCAACAACCGCAGAGGCAGAAACAAUCCACAGCGAAGGCCAGUUACAGCACGGUGCAGUCAUCAUCAGGAGCACGAUGUGUGGCAUGUAAGGAGAGCCACUACCUCCAUCAAUGUGGCGUGUUCCAACGGAUGUCGGUGGCUGACAGAGAUGCCCUGCUGAAAACCCACUUCCUCUGCAGGAAUUGUUUCCGAGUGGGUCAUUUGUCCAAGGAGUGCCAGUCAAAAUUCAAUUGCAAGAAUUGUAAGGGUCGUCACCACACUUUGGUGUGUUUCAGGUCGGAGAAGGAUAGUUCUGCAAAGGUCACAGCGGUUGCUAGGGGCAACCUGGGAGGGAGCUCUCGAUACUACACAUCAAAUAAACAAAUACUGUCGUCAGGCAACAAGCAAAUUUUCUACAAGAAUAAACAAUCAACGUAG
This is a messenger RNA of Armigeres subalbatus, 1365 nucleotides long. RefSeq lists its product as uncharacterized. Lineage: Eukaryota; Metazoa; Arthropoda; Insecta; Diptera; Culicidae. Gene Ontology annotation, molecular function: zinc ion binding; nucleic acid binding. The transcript has a single exon. The record is from RefSeq and is a predicted model, not a curated record. The coding region runs from base 1 to 1365 and encodes 454 amino acids.